Messenger RNA from Camelus dromedarius (Arabian camel), 2087 nucleotides. RefSeq names its product hydroxycarboxylic acid receptor 2. Gene Ontology annotation, biological process: G protein-coupled receptor signaling pathway. Gene Ontology annotation, molecular function: nicotinic acid receptor activity. Bases 94 to 1182 code for a protein of 362 amino acids. The transcript has a single exon. NCBI's taxonomy places the organism in Eukaryota, Metazoa, Chordata, Mammalia, Artiodactyla, Camelidae. The record is from RefSeq and is a predicted model, not a curated record. Gene Ontology annotation, cellular component: plasma membrane.
AGUGCUGAGCCACAGGUUCGCCACUCAGACCCACACCUCUCUCCUCGAGCAUUCGCUAGGUGAGGCUCUCGCCAGUACCAACGGGAUUCACUCAUGAACCCGUCCCAGCAGAAUCACUUUCUGGAAAUAGGCAAGAAGAACUGCUGUGUGUUCCGGGAUGAAUUCAUUGCCAGGGUGCUGCCGCCGGUGGUGGGGCUGGAGUUUGUGUUCGGGCUCCUGGGAAAUGGCCUUGCCCUGUGGAUUUUCUGCUUCCACCUCAAGUCCUGGAAAUCCAGCAGGAUCUUCCUGUUCAACUUGGCUGUGGCUGACUUUCUCUUGAUCAUCUGCCUGCCCUUCCUGGCGGACAACUACGUGAGGAAGUGGGACUGGAGGUUUGGCGACAUCCCCUGCCGGCUGAUGCUCUUCAUGCUGGCCAUGAACCGCCAGGGUAGCAUCAUCUUCCUCACGGUGGUGGCCGUGGACAGGUAUUUCCGAGUGGUUCAUCCCCACCACGCUCUGAACAAGAUCUCCAACCGGACGGCGGCCAUCAUCUCCUGCCUCCUGUGGGGCGUCACUAUCGGCUUGACGGUCCACCUCCUGUACACAAAGAUGCUGAUCAGGAACCACGAUUCGAAUUUGUGCAGUAGCUUCAGCAUCUGCCAUACCUUCCGCUGGCACGAUGCCAUGUUCCUCCUGGAGUUCUUCCUGCCCCUGGGCAUCAUCCUGUUCUGCUCCGCCAGAAUCAUCUGGAGCCUGCGGCAGCGGCAAAUGGACAGGCAUGCCAAGAUAAAGAGGGCCAUCAACUUCAUCCUGGUGGUGGCCAUCGUCUUCGUCAUCUGCUUCCUGCCCAGCGUGGCCGUGCGCAUCCGCAUUUUCUGGCUCCUGCGCACGGCUGGGACCCAGGACUGCAAAAUCUACCAGUCCGCUGACCUGGCGUUUUACGUCACCCUCAGCUUCACCUACAUGAACAGCAUGCUGGACCCGCUGGUGUAUUACUUCUCCAGCCCAUCCUUCCCCAGCUUCUUCUCCAGCUUGAUCAACCGCUGUCUGCGGAGGAAGAUGCCGGAGGAGUCAGAUAAUAACCGCAGUACCAGCGUCGAGCUCACGGGGGAAACGAGUACUUCCAGGAAUGUCCCUGACGCCUUAAUGGCCGACCCGGGUAAGCCGUGGAGCCCCUGUUGUCUGACUCCAGCCUCUAGUUAAAAUAACCAAGCCAAGAAGGGAGAUGGUCACCAGGGACCAAGAUCGCUGGAGAAGCAGUUUGGCGGGUGCUCGGAGUAACACGUUAGCCCUGGCCCGCGGUUUCCCAGAACUUCCGGAUGUGGAGGACCAGGUUUAGAGAACUGGUGUGGCAGCUUGGGCUGCUUGGUUGCCGAGUGUCUCCACCGGAAUCUUGGGGGAAUAGAGGAUGAAGCUUCUCGGCGUCUGAAACGGCUCUUCAGUCUCAGACACUUGCAGAACCGAAGAUGGCGAAGCUGCCCACGUUCCUGCCGCGCAGAGCUGGAGCCACCCACGGAGACGCCCGUCCGCGCCUGUGGCUCGCCGGCCUCUGUCCUUCACCUGCCUGAGACUUGGAUGGUUCUCGGCUCCUGGGGCGAUGCCUGGCCUGUUUGUGGGCUCCUGCUGGGAUGAGGCGAGCUAAGCGAUUGGCGGGGAAUUAUUGCUCCUGGAGGGAACCCAGGCAUCGUGAAACAAGCCAGUAGGUCAUCUGGGUUCUGUGAGAUCCAUUCACCUUUCAGCCAAGCUUUAGCAGAAGCAGACUAGGCAGAGACUCAUGAGCUUUGGUUAAUAUCUGAGUGUCCAGUGAUGGUAAGAAGGGGAUGAGCCCCAGAAGGGACUGAGCAAAAACAGUGUUACUAAGGGAAAGGAAAUGGCAUUUGUGCUACAACUUGCAAGGAAUCCAUUCUCCUCUUUGCACUGAUUUGAAGGGUGAGCAGUUAAAAGACUUUAGGCAAGAGAGCUGCUUCCCACCUCUGUUUGCUUUUAUCAUUAAAAGGAAAAUGCUGCCCAACUGUUAGAGGAGAGAAAGAGUCCUCCUGGUUCAUUUGCUUUUGUUUCUGUACUUAACAAGAAAUCUACCACUUCAAUAAACUUUGAUAUGAGGCACA